This is a messenger RNA of Prunus armeniaca (apricot), 276 nucleotides long. NCBI's taxonomy places the organism in Eukaryota, Viridiplantae, Streptophyta, Magnoliopsida, Rosales, Rosaceae. The record is from the annotation of a GenBank genome assembly.
AUGUACAAGUCGAGGCUGCAUGAGCUGUGUCAGCAGAGGAAAUGGUGCUUGCCCGAGUACAAUGCCACAAAGCUUGUCCUUGUCCACAACCCUCGUUUCUCAGCCUUCAUCACCAUAAACGGCGCCGCCUUUGACAUGGUGCAACUCGUCAUGUCCUCCAAGGAAGCCCAAAAUGACGCCGUUAGACUUGCCUUAGCUCACUUCACUGAUCUGCAACCCAGACAAACCAAUCAACCUUCUCUACCCGCUUCCUCAAGUAAAACGGUUUUAGGGUAA